Thunnus maccoyii (southern bluefin tuna) is the source of this 1653-nucleotide messenger RNA. RefSeq names its product serine protease 30-like. Lineage: Eukaryota; Metazoa; Chordata; Actinopteri; Scombriformes; Scombridae. The record is from RefSeq and is a predicted model, not a curated record. The transcript is spliced from 8 exons. Gene Ontology annotation, molecular function: serine-type endopeptidase activity. Gene Ontology annotation, biological process: proteolysis. The coding region runs from base 1 to 1638 and encodes 545 amino acids.
AUGCUUCAGUUUGGUCACCAGUCUAAAAUUCCUAAAGAUUCAGCUUGUCUUCUGGCAACUGGUACAAAGAACAUGGGCCACAUCAACAACACAUUUGGUUUGGCUGUGAUCCUCGGACGCCAGAGUCAAAAGGGAUCAAACCCCAAUGAGGCGUAUCGGACAGUCUCUCAGAUCAUCAAACAUCCCAGCUACAACGCUAGCACUAGUGACAAUGACAUCUCCCUCCUGAAGCUCUCCUUACCGGUUACUUUCAAUGACUACAUUCUGCCAGUGUGCCUGGCAGCCUCAGACAGCACUUUCAACGACGGCGUGGACACCUGGAUCACCGGCUGGGGCAACAUCGGAUUUGGAGUACCCCUUCCUUUCCCACAAAAACUACUGGAGGUGGAGGUGCCUGUUGUUGGGAACAAACAGUGUAACAGUAACUAUAGCAGCAAUAUCACAAUCACAGACAACAUGAUCUGCGCCGGGUUACGUGAAGGAGAGAAGGGCUUCUGUCAGGGGGACUCAGGUGGUCCGAUGGUGACAAAGACAGGAAGAGUCUGGGUCCAGGCUGGAGUCAUGAGCUUUGGUUUUGGUUGUUUGUUGCCUAAUCUACCAGGAGUCUACACCAGAGUGUCCACGUAUGAGUCCUGGAUCAACAGCCAAGUCACCAGUGACCAGCCAGGCUUCGUCUUCUCCAUGUCCAGUGACCUCUCUAAGGUUGAAGGUUAUAAUCCUGCAAGCAGAAACCACAGUGGUAAUUCAGGGAGGGCCGAGCAUUGCUCACUCUGUGUUUUUAUCGUCUGUCUCUCUGUAGUGUGUGGUCGUCCUCCGCUCAACACCAGGAUUGUUGGAGGACAGGUGGCCUCUGAAGGCAGCUGGCCCUGGCAGGUCAGUCUGCAAAGAUCUGGGAGCCACUUCUGCGGAGGAUCCCUCAUUAACAAAGAAUGGGUGCUGACGGCUGCUCACUGCUUCAAAAGCACCAGCACAGCUGGUUUGGCUGUGGUCCUCGGUCUCCAGAGUCAAGUGGGGUACAACCCCAAUGAGGUGUCUCGCAGAGUCUCUCAGAUCAUCAAACAUCCCAGCUACAACCCUAGCACUUUUGACAACGACAUCUCCCUCCUGAAGCUCUCCUCACUGGUUACUUUCAACAACUUUAUUCUGCCAGUGUGCCUGGCAGCCUCAGACAGCACUUUCAAUGACGGCGUGGACACCUGGAUCACCGGUUGGGGCACCAUCGGAUCUGGAGUACCUCUUCCUUACCCACAAAACCUAAUGGAGGUGGAGGUGCCUGUUGUUGGGAACAGACAGUGUAACAUUGACUAUGGCGGCAUAAUCACAGACAACAUGAUCUGCGCCGGGUUACGUGAAGGAGGGAAGGAUUCCUGUCAGGGGGACUCAGGUGGUCCAAUGGUGACAAAGACAGGAAGUGUUUGGGUCCAGGCUGGAGUCGUGAGCUUUGGUGCAGGUUGUGCGCAGCCUAAUAUCCCAGGAGUCUACGCCAGAGUGUCCGAGUAUCAGUCCUGGAUCAACAGCCAAGUCACCAGUGAGCAGCCAGGCUUCGUCUUCUCCAUGUCCAGUGACCUCUCUAAGGGUAAUUCAUGUCUGUUAGCUACAGUCAUGUGUUUUUCUGUCAUGAUGACCAUGUUUUACUAACUAAUGUAUUCUUAU